Messenger RNA from Agelaius phoeniceus (red-winged blackbird), 1139 nucleotides. It is a transcript of the gene TMEM59L, whose product is annotated as transmembrane protein 59 like. The record is from RefSeq and is a predicted model, not a curated record. Lineage: Eukaryota; Metazoa; Chordata; Aves; Passeriformes; Icteridae.
AUGGCGGCCCCGGCCCGCCGGCCCCGGGCCCUGCUCGCCCUCGGCCUGGCCCUUCUCGCCGCCGCCGCCGCCGCCGCCGCCACCGACCCCUUCUCGCCGCAGCUGGGAGACACCGGCGGGUGCCGCGGGCAGUGCGGCCGCAGCCUGCAGCGCCGGGCCGCCGCCGAUGCUGUUCUCAACGCCUGUUACCGGGGCUGCCGGCUGUUCUCCAUCUGUCACUUCGUGGAUGCGAGCGCCGAGCUCAACACGACCAGAGCCGAGUGCGAAGCAGCCUGUGCUGAAGCCUACGGCAACGCAGAGGAGCAGUUUGGGUGCGUGACCGGGUGCCGCAAGCAGCUGCCCAAGGUGGAGGAGAGCAGGAAGGAGAAGAGCCUGGAGCUGAAACUGCCGUCAUUUUCCAUGCUGGAUUUGGUCUCCACCUUCUGCAACGACAUCGUCAGCUCUGCCCAGAGCUUCAUCUCCUCCACCUGGACCUUCUACCUGCAGGCGGACGAUGGCAAAGUCGUGGUGUUUCAGUCCCAGCCUGAGAUGGAGUUCCCAGCAGCCGAGGCCCUGGAGAUGCAGCCAGCACAGCCGGGAUCGGGAUCGGGGUCCAGCCCUGGUGUCCCCCAGCCCCACACAGGCCCCCGGGCAAAGGGGGACAAGCCCCCCGUGAAGGAGCCACGGGGCAAAGCCAAGGCGCAGCCGCCGGAGCCCCCGCAGCAGGAGCACGACUUCCUGGGCUGCAUGUCCAAGCGCUCGGGCCUUCCUCGCUGGAUCCUGGCCGCCUGCCUCUUCCUCUCCAUCAUGGUGAUGCUGUGGCUCAGCUGUGCCAGCCUGGUGACCGCCCCCGAGCAGCACGUCAAGACCCAGCCUCUGAGCAUCAACGGGGACAAGGAGUACCUGGAGGACCUGGAUGGCCCCGGCGCCUUCCCGCUGCCGCCCGUCAUCACCGUCACCCUGUGCCCCGCGCACGGCGGGGAGGACGCGGGGCCGCUGCCCCUCAAGGUCGACCUGGACAAGACCGUCCUGUAGGGCCCCGGUCCCUCCCCGCCGCCUCCGCCUCCCUGCCACCAUCCCCGGCAUCGGCCCCGCUCCCGCCCGGCUCCCCGCGCCCCCAGCUCCCGCAGGGGCAUCUCCGCCUCCGGCCGGGUCCCGCU